GGGAUGGGGCCGGCGAUGCGGAGACCGGAGACCCAGAGACCUCGGCCCGCGGCGCCGGGGGCCCGGGACUCGUGCUCCGCGCAGACACCCCCGACCUUCGCCCCCCUAGCGCGGCCCCUGCUCCCCGCCUGUCCGUCGGGCCGGCCGGGACGGCUGCAGCGCCACCUCCUGAGCGGCGAGUUCGACCAGCUGCGGGACUUCCCCAUCUUCGAGAGCAACUUCGUGCAGGUGACCCGGUCAGGAGAAGUCGCCAACAAAGUCACCAUGGGGGUGGCCGCCUCCAGCCCGGCCCUGGAGCUCCCAGACCUGCUGUUGCUGGCAGGUCCCGCCAAGGAGAACGGACGCCUCCAGUUGUUUGGGCUGUUCCCCCUGCAGUUCGUGCAGCUCUUCGUGCACGACGAGAGCCGCUGGCAGCUCAAGGUCAAGUUCCGCACCGGCCGCGCCUUCUACCUGCAGCUGCGCGCCCCGCUCCAGACCCGCGAGCGCGAGUUCGGCCGGUGGGUGCGGCUGCUCUUCCGCCUGCGCUUCCACGCGGCCCAGGGCGCGGUGCCCUUCACGCAGGGCGGCUCGUCGCGGGAGGACGGCGACGACUGGGACGACUGGGAGGACGACGACUCGCUGGAGCCGGAGAUUCAAGGAAUGGAAGCAAGACUUGACCCCCAGACAUCAGAACUCUGGGGACUGUGAGCCUGCCGAAUCCUUCCCGGGCCAGAGAGCUAAAUCCCUACCCUACCUCAGGGCCGGACAGAUGAAAUAUUGCGAUUAAUAAAGACUGGCCACUAAA
Erinaceus europaeus (western European hedgehog) is the source of this 784-nucleotide messenger RNA. RefSeq names its product golgi associated RAB2 interactor 5A (gene GARIN5A). The record is from RefSeq and is a predicted model, not a curated record. The coding region runs from base 4 to 687 and encodes 227 amino acids. Gene Ontology annotation, cellular component: nucleus. Lineage: Eukaryota; Metazoa; Chordata; Mammalia; Eulipotyphla; Erinaceidae. The transcript is spliced from 4 exons.